AUAUAAAAAUUAUAAUUUUUAUAUUUUCAAGAAAAUACAUUUCAUAUUUUCAAAUAUGAAAAUAUAAAAAUUAUUUCUUGAUUCUACGUAUCAUGUUGUUAUCAGUGAUGUUAAUUUUUUAAUAUAAAGAUAAAUUAUAUAAUGUCAGAAAUAUUCAAUGAUUAGCAAUAUUCUCUUUCAGUAGUAAACAGGUUCUUGAAUCUUUACAAAAACAAUAUGAGCCUAAAAUUUGCUCCCAACUUAUCUUUCAUGUUUAUGGAAACACCAUCUAUCAUUGAAAGAUAUAAAUUGGCGAAAGAAGCUGGAUUUAAAGCAGUAGAAAGUGGAUUUCCUUUUGGUAUUUCUAUUAAAGAUAUAUCAGAAGCAAAAAAAAAUGCAUGUGUUGAACAAAUUCUUAUAAACGUAUUUACAGGUGAUGUUUCGAAAGGAGAAUUAGGGUUUGCAGCAAUACCAGGAGAAGAAGAAAACUUUAAAAAAAGUAUUGAUUUAACAAUAGAAUAUGCAAAAGCAUUAAAUUGUAAACGAAUUCACAUAAUGUCAGGCAAAGUAAAUCAAAUAACAACUGCUAAUGACGAUGUGUAUCUAAAAAAUCUUUUAUACGCGGUGGAAAAAUUUCAAAAAGAAGAAAUAAUAGCUCUUAUAGAACCUAUUAAUAAUAUCACUGUACCAAAUUAUUACAUGAAUAGUUUCCAAAAAGGUUUGGAUGUGGUAAAGAAGAUAAAUAAAACAAAUUUAAAGCUACAGCUUGAUAUCUUUCACUUACAACAUAUUUGUGGCAAUAUUACAAAAAACAUUAAGGAACUUUUACCAUAUAUAGGUCAUGUACAAAUUGCUCAAGUACCAGAUAGACAUGAACCUGACACGUCUGGAGAAAUAGAUUAUAAAUAUGUUCUUUCAGCUUUAGAAAAAGAGGGAUAUGAUGGAUAUGUAGGUUUAGAAUAUCGUCCAAAAUCAUCAUCAGUAGAUGGAUUAUGUUGGAUACAAAACUAUGGUUAUAAAUUGUAACAUUCAUUUUAUAAAUAUAUAUUAAAAAUUUUUAUGUUAAAAAUUUUCAUUUAUAAUAUAACAAUUAUUUAUUUCACCAUUAUUUAAGGAAAUUAUAAGUACCUUUUUUUAAGUUACAUACAUUUCAAUAUGUGUUACAAUAUAUUUGUCAUAUGUCUAUUACAAUAUAUCUUUAUUGAUACACUUUACAGAGUGGACAAAAUUAAAGAAUAAAUAA
This is a messenger RNA of Heterotrigona itama, 1222 nucleotides long. The record is from the annotation of a GenBank genome assembly. Lineage: Eukaryota; Metazoa; Arthropoda; Insecta; Hymenoptera; Apidae.